This is a messenger RNA of Peronospora belbahrii, 2136 nucleotides long. Lineage: Eukaryota; Oomycota; Peronosporomycetes; Peronosporales; Peronosporaceae. The record is from the annotation of a GenBank genome assembly.
AUGAGCAGCAAUUUCCGUGACAGUGUCCGCAGUCAAAGUUCGGUACAACUUAUGGGCUUUAUCAAUGAAUGUGUGCAAGUGGAUGUACAGGAGACAACAGAGGAAGGGGAGCUGCGUAUUCGCGGCUAUGAGACGUUACUGGAAACGUGCACAGCCGUUCUGUCCUGUAUUCAAGUCUUACGUCGAAUCAUUCGAGAAUACGCUUAUGGACGAAUGGGGCGAGAAUUACAGCAUUUAUCACUUACAGUGGCAUCUUUUGAGAGAGUUUUGUAUACUUUUAUCAAGGAAGAGAUCAUCGUAGCAUCAAAGCAUUAUGCAAGUCAACCACCCGUGGACUUUCGUGCGAAAACAGCAUUAAAGGAUGUGAUACCAUUGAUUCCGACGGAUGAGAGGUAUACAAUACUAUUAGGUGGAGUUGCGUCACUCUUACGACACGCAACCAAGUCGUUGGAGGAGACGCGUCAAGUACUCGAGGAGCUGCAGUCUGGAUAUAAUCCGGAUCGAGAGAACCAAUGGUCUCAAACAUCUGUGAUCCUGUGUGUAACCUUUGUAUUCCUCUACAAAAGGUUUCGGAUCCGCAAGUCACUGAAGCAAUUUGUGAUGCAAGUUUUACCGACUAGACAGAUGAUCAAGUGGGGACUUUUGCUAUUGGUAGCAAUAGACUAUUGGAACCGAGCCAUGUAUCGAUUAUCCAACUUGCGGCGGAUUAAGGUGCACCACGCGCGAGUGUUGAUGGCGUUAAGACUAUUUCUGCUGUGUCAGCAUGUGUUGCAGCGUGCCCGGCCAAUCAGCAAUGCUUCCGACCAUCGACUACUGAUUGAUAAUCCUAUGGAGGCAGAUAUUGACGAUGAUCUGAAAAACGCUACGACGCUGCUGGUUGAGAAAGUCCCGCUGCCUGCUGAGUACUACGAUCGAUCCUCAGAGCCGUGGGGUUUCACAGCUUUUAAGAUUGGUACAAAUGUCCUAACUGCGUCAAGCGCCUUUGCGCACUCGAUUCUGGGUCUACAGAACAAGCUGCUGCUCAAAUUUCUCGGACCACCACUACUUGUAAUGGCUAUUCCGUACUAUAUGAUCCGCAACCACAAAGCAGCACGCUACACGACGCGUACGCUCAUCGACCAUCCUAACGUGGAUGUCAUUCGAAUGGGCUGGCAGGUGUUCGGCGAGUCUCGGCUUGUACGGCUCAUCACAAGCCUUCAGUGCCCCAAGAUUCCUGUGUUCGAAAAUCAGUUUCUGGCAGUAGACGGGUCUGCCCUCAAUAAGAAUCGCAUGGACACAUCUGAUAUCAGUGUUUACCUAUACAGUGCGCGGCCGAUGGAUUCCGUCAAGGCUGGGACAUGGACGAAUGCCUGUACCCCAUUGACGACGCGAAUGAUCGCUUGUGGCUUACCUUCGACUCGUCCUGUUCUUCUGUAUAUCCACGGUGGAGGUUUCUUCGGACGGUUCAUUGCAAAGGACUUUUAUAACUUAAUGAAUUGGGCUUGUGUGCUAGGUGCAGUCAUCGUCUACGUUGAUUAUGGCCUCGCUCCUGAGACCCAAUAUCCACACUCAAUGGAACAAUGCUACACUGUGUAUAAAUGGGUGCUUGAGGGUGGACUAGGCUUCCGAUCAGGCAAGAUUGCGCUAUUUGGUGAAAGUGCUGGUGCAAACAUGGGAGCCGCGCUUUGCAUCCGAUGCAUUCAAGAUGGUGUCGAUCUUCCAAGUGGAAACGUGUUUAUGUUUCCAGCUCUAAAUCUGCAUUUGUCUCCAUCACCGUCGCGUUUCAUUCACCAGAAUGACCCAGUGCUUCCGCGUGGCAUUCUUGAGCUGGCACUCACGUCCUACUACCCUUCGCACGGUCAUUCGAACCAGUACAAGCUCAAUAUCCACGACCCAUGUGUAUCACCGGGCUUGGCUGAAGACGCCCUAUUGGAAAAGUUCCCUCCAACAUCCCUUGUGGUCGGUGACCUGGACCCGUUACUGGAUGACAGUGUCGACUUUUACACGCGACUCGCGUUCUUGAAAGUGCCGUCGAGUUUAAAAAUUUACUCGGGCCUUUCACAUGGCUUCCUCAUCUACGGUGACUUAGUUCCAGAAGCGCAAAAGGCGAUUGAUGAGACGUGUGAGCGCGUGCAAAACUACAUUCGUCUGCGCUAA